CUGACAGUCUACAUGAUGGCGACAGAGGUUCAGAGCGGCGACCUCGACAGUGCUACUUCUUCCAGCCGGCUCGAAGUUUCCAUCGACGGCCUCACCCUUAGUCCGGACCCGGAGGGUGAGCAGAGCCAGGCCGAAGAGCCGGACCCCGAGCCCGAGGAACCCGGGACCGAUUCGCCGGGUGCCAACGAAGGCGAAGGCGAAGAUGGAGAGUCUGCCAAAUCUGCCAUAGAGAGGAAAUGGGGCUUUUCCCUACAGGAGCUGUACGGAAUGGCCCUUAAAUUUUUCAAAGAUAAAGAUGGUAAGGCCUUCCACCCGACCUAUGAGGAGAAACUUCGGCUGGUGGCCCUACACAAACAGGUGUUACUUGGCCCCUAUAAUCCAGAUGCUUCACCGGAGGUUGGCUUCUUUGAUGUCCUAGGCAACGACCGCAGGAAAGAGUGGGCCUCCCUGGGUAACAUGGAGAAGGAGGAGGCCAUGGUGGAGUUUGUCAAGAUGCUUAAUAAGUGCUGUAACCUCUUUGCUCCCUACGUCACCUCACACAAGAUUGAGCGGGAAGAACAAGAGAGGAAAAGGAAAGAAGAAGAGGAGCGUCAGCGGCUGGAGGAAGAGGAGCGGGAGCGACAAAGGCAGGAGGAGGAGAGACGGAGGCUUGAGGAAGAGGAAAGGCUGAGGAGGGAGGAAGAGGAAAGGAGACAGGCAGAGGAGGAGAGGCUACGGAUUGAACAACAGAAACAACAGAUAAUGGCAGCUUUGAAUGCCCAGACAGCGGUGCAGUUCCAACAGUAUGCUGCCCAGCAAUAUCCGAACAGCCCUGAGCAACAGCUGGGCCUCAUCCGUCAGCUGCAGGAGCAACACUACCAGCAGUACAUGCAGCAGCUCUACCAGGUCCAGCUAGCCCAACAACAGGCGGCCCUACAGAAGCAGCAGCAGCAGCAGACUGACUCGAUGAUGCAGGCCACUUUGGAAUCCAAUAACUUAAACAGUGGUGAACCUGUCCCUGCCUCUGCAGCGGGACCAUUAUGUGCUGCUCCACCACCUGCUGGCGAGGAAGUCCCUACAGUCAAUGGAGGUCAGUCAGACUCGUACUCGGAGAGCAUGGACCGGGAGCCUGAGCCGGAGCCGGCAGAGGAGGUCUCAGAGAACGGGCCUCUAUUAGCGGACUCUCCACCGGUCAUAGCUGCUCCUUCUAUGUGGACGCGGCCACAGAUCAAGGACUUCAAGGAGAAAAUCCGGCAGGAUGCUGACAGCGUGAUCACGGUGGGGCGUGGCGAGGUGGUGACGGUGCGCGUACCCACCCACGAAGAAGGCUCCUACCUGUUCUGGGAGUUUGCCACGGACUAUUAUGACAUCGGCUUUGGGGUUUUCUUCGAAUGGACGGAUGCAGCCUCCGCUUCGGUCAGCGUGCAUGUGUCAGAGUCCAGUGACGAGGACGAGGAGGAUGAAGGCGAUCCUCCUAGUGAGGAGGAGAAAGCAAAGAAGGAGGCAGGGAAGCCCCAGGUGGAUGAGAUUGUGCCGGUGUACCGGCGGGACUGUCACGAGGAGGUGUAUGCUGGCAGCCACCAAUACCCCGGUCGUGGAGUGUACCUGCUCAAGUUUGACAACUCCUAUUCACUUUGGCGCUCCAAGAGUGUUUACUACAGAGUCUACUACACCAGAUAAGCCUGAAUACAGACACAGGGGGAGCCAAGGAGUGUGUGUGUGUUCGUAUAUAUAUAUAUAUGUGUGUGUGUGUGUGUGUGUGUGUGUGUGUGUUGGAGAUUGGUGCGAUGACGGCCUGUUUGUGUGCCUGUGUGAAAGAGAAAGUGAUACCAGAUUUAUUCUGGACAGAGCCACCAGAGGGCGACAAAGAGACACAUCUUGAGCCCUGGUUUGGAGAUUGGACUAAUAUGUAUGUACUGUAUGUGUAUGCGUGUCCCAAGAUGCACCCAUGCUAAGUCCUGUCAUCGAGCCCUUGGAAGAGGAGUGUGUAUCCAUGUUGUAUAUUCACCACCUGUCCUUGCUGCGCUCACAUAGACCAUGCUGUAGGACUUUGCUCUCAUAUUGUAUUUUACCACUUUUCACCCUGGGCUCCUCUCCUGUCAUCGCCCCAGCCCAACACUGUCCAGCGUGGCCUUGUGGCUGCUUCUGCCCUGAAUGACGCUUUCUUAACCAUGAACGGAAACCCGGCGAGUCCAGAGCUCUGAGCCAGCAUUUCCUGUUCGGUGGUACUGGUGGUUGUUAAUCCCACGAGAACACAGACAAUGUUGAAAAUCAAAUUACAUUGCUAAUGUACUCCAUAACACUAUGCCUUUGUUCAACAGAGAGCGUCUGGUCUUUGCCAAGUCUCACACACAUUAAAAACACCAGUGUACACAAUCUAAUCAUCCUUUUUGUUGUAAAAUUAGUCCGUUAUCCUCUACUCUUGCCAACAGGCAUAGAAGAAUACUGUCUGAUUGUGCACCAGAAGUAUGUCUCAGUCUUUUAAAUGGGGUUUACUGGCAGAAUUUAUGAAGGAAGAAGUCAUUCCGUUGUUUAGUCAGCUCCAAAUGAAGUUUGGGUGUUAAGAGAGUGGGUACAAAAUAACAUGCACAUAGAAAAGUAUGGUUGUCAAACAUCUCAGUGUGUGAUACAGAAUAAGAAGUUUAAAAAUAAAUGAGUUAAUAAAUAUUUGCUUUUCCUUUCUCCUAGAAAUUCAUUUUGUAUCUAUGGGAUGUUAUUUAAUUUUUGUCUCACUUCUUUACAGUUUGUAUGGUUACUCCACAUGACGGAUUACGUUACAUCGUUAGCUUUCCAGAUUGUUUGCUCACCACUUCUUUAUCAAAGAAACUGAGCUAGUAUUACAGGGAUGGGAUGUUAUGUUGAUACAACUUGGGAGGGUUUUUUUUGAGUUGUUCUGUGUGUUUGGAGAUGCUGUACCCAGCUCUGACACACAAGAAAAUCAAAGUUCAGAACCACCAAUGUUUUGGCAGUCAUGACACGCGGUUACAUCUCUUCAGCGCUCACAAAUCAAAAAUCCAUAACCCUGAAAACACAGUGUUGCUAUGCAGUUGAUUUGUUCCUGGUAUGAAUUAAUUCAAAUUGUCAUCUCAAAUAUGGUAUUGUGAAUAAACUGAGAUGAUAUAGACUUAAUAUUGUGUCUUGGAUGAUGUGCUUGCUUACUAACUCAGUUCUGUCAUCUAAAUUUUUAAAACAAAUUUCAUCACCACAAUAAAGUUUGCUCAGCUUCAUGAUGCAUUUCCAUCAUUUGAGUACCUACCACUCAUGUGCAUUAUCAGCAGUGCUGUAUGAACUGUGUUCCGUCUAAUGGUGGUUGCUGAAUGGGGAAUGUGUUUGGUGGGUGUCAGAUAUUUUUGGUUUCACUUGUACGUUUUUAUGUGUGUAACCAAACCUGAAAGACAGAGAUGAGUAACUUGCAAGUUGAGCAAAGUCCUUUCUCUGUGUUGAUUUGUCAAAUUAUUUAAUAAAGAGGUCGCUCCUGCCUCCAGUCAGUGAUUCGUGUAACAAAAUCUCACUACCUAUGGCUUAACCAAGCUGUACAAGUACAUGGAAGUUCCCGUAUCUUUUGACGUGUGAUGUUUUCUUUUUCUUGAGUUUGUUGUUACUCACCAAACAGUUUGAGUUGACUUGUUCAAGCCUUUUAUGUAAAUAAUUCUAUAAAUGAGUUUAUGUAUGGGUUUUUAGAUGUGGAAGAUGGCUAUGGUUUUGAGAAUCAAUGCACUGUAAAGUAUGGUGAAUGAGAUAUAUGUAUACAUUUUACCCUGAAUGAAAGUCCAAAAACUUGUAGGAGAUAUGAAACUGUAAGAGUCUGACAGAAACAGAAAUGCUCAUCUUUUUGUAUUGUUUUCACUUGUUUGGAUCUCUUAUGAGUCAGAAGAUGAUCUUUUUGGGCAUAUAUUUAAUCUUGAUUAAACUUAUGUUCAUCUCGAGGACUGUACAGUU
Scomber japonicus (chub mackerel) is the source of this 3918-nucleotide messenger RNA. It is a transcript of the gene acbd3, whose product is annotated as acyl-Coenzyme A binding domain containing 3. NCBI's taxonomy places the organism in Eukaryota, Metazoa, Chordata, Actinopteri, Scombriformes, Scombridae. The transcript has 8 exons. The record is from RefSeq and is a predicted model, not a curated record. Gene Ontology annotation, cellular component: Golgi membrane. The coding region runs from base 13 to 1659 and encodes 548 amino acids. Gene Ontology annotation, molecular function: fatty-acyl-CoA binding.